Molecule: messenger RNA, 2390 nt
Organism: Coregonus sp. 'balchen'
Lineage: Eukaryota; Metazoa; Chordata; Actinopteri; Salmoniformes; Salmonidae
Source: the annotation of a GenBank genome assembly
AUGAGUGACACUAGAAAGCGAAGCAGCAUCUGGCUGCAGUUUAAAGAUAUUGGGAACAAGAAAGCAGAGUGCCUUCACUGCAAAACGAAGGUCACUAUAAGAGCAGGUUCCACCACAAACCUGCAUAGACAUACAAGAACUGUCCAUCCUACAGUGCAGUUAGAGGAGAGAGGGCAAGCCAGCUCACCAUCUACUGAUCCUGGUGUGUCUCAUACCAGAACAACAGCUGCUGUAACGUCUACUGCCAUCCCCAUGCGUGCAAGUAUAACCUCUCCUACUGCAACUCAAAGCAAAAUAAGUCAGUUUUUACCUAAACUGAUGACCCCAGCCAAACAGCACAGUAUUGAUGAUGAGUUGGCUAAAAUGGUAGCUUCUGAUUUUCAACCCUUUUCCAUUGUGGAGGACAAAGGAAUGAAAAACUUUGUCAAAGCCCUAAAUCCCACAUACACUCUACCCAGUAGAAAAACACUUUCCCAAACAAUGAUCCCAAAACUAUAUGACACAGAACGUGCAUUAUGGCAAGAAAGGGUGACAAAAGCUCCAUCAGUUUGCCUGACAACUGACUGCUGGACCUCCAGAACAACCUGCUCUUUCAUGUCUGUCACUUGCCACUUUAUUGAAGAUUACAAGAUGACAUCUUGCCUUCUGGACUGCUUCGAGUUCACCGACAGACACACUGCAGAAAACUUGGCAGUGGAGCUACUAAGAGUGGCAAAAGAGUGGCAAGUAGAGGACAAAGUGGUGUGCUGUGUGAGUGAUAAUGCUGCAAACAUCACCAAAGCCAUAAAAGUUUUGAAGUGGACCCAUCACCCAUGUCUGGCGCAUACACUAAACCUGGUGGUUAGAGAUGCUCUGAAGGUGAUCAAAACAACCGUGGAUAAGGUGAAGGCUGUUGUGGAGUUUUUCCACAAAAGCACAGUAGCAGCACAGAAGCUAAAGUCCACACAGCGCCAAAUGGGGAUUCCUGAACUGAGGCCCAAACAAGAGUGUGCCACCAGGUGGAACUCAACAUUUGAUAUGUUGAAACGAAUGCUUGAAAUAAAAGAUGCCAUCAUCUCCACCCUGGCCCUCAUCAACGCAUCUAUUGAGCCAUUAAGCCAAGAGGAAUGGGAGCUGGUGAAAGAGGUCUGCGCCGUCCUGCAACCAUUCCAGGAGGUGACUGUGGAGAUAAGUGCAGACAGGUACCUAGAACCAUUGAAGCAUUGUUUUCUCUACUACUAUUCAGUCACUAUUAUACAUUGCAAACACAACACAUACAGUAUAAUGCAUCACGUAUAAUAUGCCACAUACUUUUAAAAAACUAAAUUCUAAAAGUUGCUGUUUUCUCUCCUUCAGCUAUGUCACAGCCUCGAAAAUGCUCCUGCUUUGCAAAGGUCUGCAGCUGGUGACAGCCGAGAACCAAUGGACAGUAACUGUGCAGAAAGUGAAGGAAUUAGUUGCAGCUCUUUGUUCAGCCAUGGACCGCAAAUUUCUGCGGAUGGAGUACAACACUGUCCUUUCAGAAACUACCUUAUUGGAUCCAAGGUUUAAAAAACUUGCCUUCAGUGAUCGUAGAGCUGUUGAUGAAGCUCUUCAGAGGAUUAGUGCAGCAGCAGCAGCAAAAUGCACCCCCAGCAGCCAGCCAGCUCCACCAUUACAGGGCCAAGUGGAGGAGGAGCAGCAAACCUCUGCUGUUUGGAGGCUUUUUGAUGACAGAGCUACAGGAGAUGCUUCAAGGAGAAAUCCGACAGCUGAUGCUAUAAUGGAGGUGAGGCGCUACCUUGAGGAGCCCCUCAUCCAGAGAGCAGAAGACCCACUGAGCUGGUGGCAGGCCAAGGCCUCAGUCUUUCCACUCCUGGUGAAGGUGAUGGAGGGGAGACUAUGUAUUGUUGCCACAUCAGUUCCUUCUGAGAGAAUCUUCUCCAAAACAGGGCAGAUACUCACGGAGAGGCGAAAUCGUAUCAGGCCUAUCAGCCCAUCCAAGCUGAGGCAUCUGAUCUUCCUGAAUGCCAACCUGCCCUGAGGACUAAUGCUGUUUGCUGGAGUUUGGUUCUGGUUUUGAUUCUGUUCUGUGGAUUUGUUUGAAGUUUAUUGUUAAUUUGUGCAAUAAAAAAGUUUAAUUGAAAUAAACAAAUGUAAGAGUGGUUUUGUCACAGAAUAAAUGCACAGAAUUAGGCAUUAUAAGGUCUCUCAUAAAAACACUGAAAGCAAAAGGGUUUUCAACACAUAAACCAUGAUUUUUUUUCAAAGUUAAGGUAAAAUAUAGGCUACAAAAGAUCCUAAAUAAAGAGCCGUUCGGGAGUCGAAAGAGCCGGCUCUUCUUUGGGAGCCGAGUCAAAAGAGCCGGCUCUCAGAAAAGAGCCGAACUUCCCAUCAUUAACGCACACACACAGCUCUUUGACAAUCUGCCC